GCGCGCGCGCGGUAGGUUUUUCAUUUCUGUUUUUAUUUUUGUUUUCUAAGUACUUUGAAUCUUCUUGGUGCCAAAUCCAAGCAUUGAAUAUUCUGACUCGCUUCGUCUCUUCGAUCAAUCAGAGAGUGGAAGAAGGCCUGAGCUUUGACCACUCUCGAGAGAUGGUUAAUCUAAGUGGACGGAGGACGGAGGGGAAGGAGUAGCAUAUUCGAACUACAGAAACAUUCCAACAGGUGUCACCAAGGAUUUGUCUGGGAAAUUUUGAGCGCCAUAAAUCAAUACCCCUUGAUCUAGCAUCAAUCCACCUGUUUCCCUUCCUUCAACUAGACAUAAAAAAAUGGCUGCUAUGAUUUCACGAAGGUUAGGUUCUAGGCUGCUAAAACCAUCUCAUUCUUCUUCGUCUGUGUUUUCUUCUCAUUUUAAGAAGCUUCAAAACCCAAUCAAUGAGUCUGAACCUUCCUCCCUCUCCAACCCCCAAUAUUAUUCCACUUUCACUUUGGCUCAGUCUUCACAAUUAACGGCUUCAAACACUAUUGUGAAACCCAGAACUUUUUGGACAUCAAGUCCGACUUUGAUAUCCCAGAAUUCUUGUAAAAACCCUGGCUUGAAGGACCAGAAGCUGUUUGGUCGGAAGCCUAGAAGUCUAGGUCUUAGCAUUCUGAGAUCAUCCAACGUGAAUUCCGGAGGCCAUUUUAUUAUACAGUUAUCGGUGGCCAAACCCAGAUCUCUCUCAACUGAAAAACCAUCUUCAGAAUCUGAUAAACCCCAAGACCCGGAGGCGUACCCUAGUCAAAACCCUCACUUCAAGCACCAAGAAAUUGAAGGGCCUACUGUGGAACGGGAUCUUUCAGCUUUGGCUGAAGAAACUCGAGAUGUCCUAGAGAAGAUGAUGAGGAACAUGUAUAGCUUAAGCAAGGCAAUGGCCUUUCUGGGUCUGGUUCAGCUUGGAUUAGGAGCUUGGAUCACACAUAUUAAGGGGUCUUCUUCUCCAAUCACAGAGGUUUCCAUCCAAAGUUUUCUGGCAUUUGCAUUGCCAUUCUCGGUGGCUUUCUUGUUGCGUCAGUCUCUGAAGCCAAUGUACUUCUUUAAGAAGAAGGAGGAGGAAGGAAGGUUACAGAUUCUCACUCUGACGCUUCAGGUCGCCAAGCAAUUGAAUCUUUUCUUUGUGAGGACUCGUGGGGUUUCUAUUAUUUGUAUGUCAGGCCUGUGCGCUGGAGUGUUUUAUCUUGUCAUCUCCAGAUGACUCGGUUGAAGAAUUAUGAACUGUGAACUAACCAUGUCUGUGGAUUUGGAUUGCUGUUGAGUUUCGGUUGGCUUAUUCGUCAAAACAGAAAACGUUGCGCAGUUUUGAUGAGGCAGCCUGUAUGUGUGGUUGAUUCAAAUAAGAUGGAAGCUGAUUAGACAUGUUUUUA
This is a messenger RNA of Neltuma alba, 1412 nucleotides long. RefSeq lists its product as uncharacterized. NCBI's taxonomy places the organism in Eukaryota, Viridiplantae, Streptophyta, Magnoliopsida, Fabales, Fabaceae. Bases 338 to 1243 code for a protein of 301 amino acids. The transcript is spliced from 2 exons. The record is from RefSeq and is a predicted model, not a curated record.